This is a messenger RNA of Daucus carota subsp. sativus, 2004 nucleotides long. RefSeq names its product acetate--CoA ligase CCL3. The transcript is spliced from 3 exons. Lineage: Eukaryota; Viridiplantae; Streptophyta; Magnoliopsida; Apiales; Apiaceae. The record is from RefSeq and is a predicted model, not a curated record. Bases 86 to 1786 code for a protein of 566 amino acids.
GAAAGAGAACAAGACCAAAAACAGUUGUACUACUAGACUAGUACUCACACUUCUCUGGAGAGAUCGAUCGAGAGAGAGCGAGAAAAUGGGAGAGAGAGAUAUAGAUGACCUACCAAAAAACAAUGCAAACUACACAGCUUUAACACCGCUAGGGUUUCUCGAAAGAGCUGCUUUGGUUCAUCCUAACCGCACGUCAAUUGUUCAUGGCUCCCUUUCUUACACCUGGCUCCAAACUUACCAACGUUGUCGACGCUUGGCUUCUGCUCUCGCCAAACGCUCCAUCUCCUCCGGCAGCACGGUAGCAAUUAUUGCACCAAACACCCCUGCCCUGUAUGAAGCUCAUUUUGGAAUUCCAAUGGCUGGUGCUGUCGUCAACACUGUUAAUGUUCGUCUAAAUGCUGGAACUAUUUCUUUCCUUCUAGAGCAUUCACGUUCUGCAGUUGUGAUGGUGGACCAAGAGUUCUUUAAAUUGGCAGAGGAAGCUUUAAAACUUUUGGCAGACAAGGCCAAGAGCAACUUUAAGCCCCCAAUUCUGAUUGUUAUUGCAGAUGAAGACUGUGAUCAAAAGUCACUUCAGUAUGCGUUAGAUAGAGGAGCAGUUGAAUAUGAGAAAUUCCUUGAGACCGGUGAUCCAGAGUUCUCAUGGAAACCACCACAGGAUGAGUGGAAGACUAUUGCUCUGGGUUAUACUUCUGGUACAACAGCUAGCCCCAAGGGAGUGGUGUUGCAUCAUAGAGGAGCGUAUCUCAUGGCAUUGAGUAAUGUAGUGAUAUGGAAAAUGACUGAAGGAGUCGUGUAUCUAUGGACAUUACCCAUGUUUCAUUGCAAUGGUUGGUGUUUUCCGUGGACGCUGGCUGCUCUGUGCGGGACAAGCAUAUGCCUUCGGCAGGUGACAGCAAAGGGUGUUUAUUCCGCCAUUGCCAACAAUGGUGUAACUCAUUUCUGUGCUGCACCUGUGGUGCUCAACACUCUUGUAAAUGCCCCACAAAACGAGAAAGUUGUUCCCCUCCCUCGAGUUGUGCAUGUAAUGACAGCAGGGGCUGCUCCACCAACCUCUGUUCUACAAGGUAUGGCCCAACAUGGAUUUCGUGUCACACACACUUAUGGCUUAUCUGAAACCUAUGGUCCAUCAACGGUAAAUGCAUGGAAACCUGAGUGGGACAAACUAUCCCUGGAAGAGCAAGCUAAACGGAAUUCGAGGCAAGGAGUACGGUAUGUUGGCUUAGAGGGUUUAGACGUUGUCAACACUAAAGACAUGAAACCUGUCCCAGCAGACGGAACCACUGUAGGGGAGAUUGUAUUUCGGGGUAAUGUUGUCAUGAAAGGGUACCUAAAGAACCCUAAAGCCAAUGCGGAGGCUUUUGCAAACGGCUGGUAUCAUUCAGGGGAUCUUGCUGUGAAACAUCCAGACGGGUAUAUCGAAAUUAAAGACAGAUCAAAAGACAUAAUCAUUUCUGGAGGAGAGAAUAUCAGUAGUGUGGAGGUUGAAAAUGUUCUAUACAAACAUCCAGCAGUUAUGGAGGCAUCAGUGGUAGCUAGGCCAGACGAACAAUGGGGAGAAUCUCCAUGUGCAUUUAUCACUUUAAAGCCCGGAGUCAAUCAAUCUGAUGAACACAAGAUAAGUGAAGAUGUAAUGAAAUUCUGCCGGUCCAAUAUGCCUGCAUAUUGGGUGCCAAAAUCAGUAGUGUUUGGCCCAUUACCGAAGACUGCUACUGGGAAAGUACAGAAGCAUGUCCUGCGAGCAAAGGCAAAGGAGAUGGGACCGGUGAGGAAGAGUAGGUUAUAACCUGCAGAAAUGAUACACGAAUAACCGGAAUGCAAUGGCCAGGCUUUCUUCCUAUGUUUCUUGUGUAUUUAGUAUUUAUCGUACACACAUCAGAAAUUAUGGACAAUCCAGGUGUACUUUACUGGAGUUGUAAUAAAUCAUGAAUCAUUGCUACAAAGUUGGACUGUUUUAUUUAUUAGUAUAAGCUGGUAUGAUUUGAUGAUUAUAUUUUGGUACAA